UUCAUUCAGGACUCUUUAUCACCAGAAAAAAAAAUCAAUUAUAUCAUUCAAGUGGAUGUGAUUUUUAACACUCCAUUCCUUUUUGUAGUUUUCUUCCAGUGGUGAAAAAUAGGUUGGAAAGUUGUCACAAACUGAAGCACUCUAUCUCUGUCUCUUACUCCACAGUAGUUAGCUGAGAACAAAUCCUAUGCUGUUAUAAGAGCACUCCUACAUUAUGCUUCUUUCCUCUACUCCAAAACAUCUCUCUCCUUGCUGCUAGUAGAAAAAUGGAAUAUGUUGGAAGAAUAGAGUUGGCUACCCCAAGGCUGUAUCACAACGACGAUCUUACCCCUCCCCAUCAAAAUCUUGUAGCUUACUUGGAUCACAAGCCUUCUCUCGAGUUCAUGAACUUGAGAACUGACCUCAAGAUCAUAACCAAGAGAAAAGCUGCAGUUGUUUACCACAUCUCACGUAAUGGCCAUUUCGAGCAUCCUCAUUUCCUGGAGGUCCCUCUGUCCUCUAGCAAAGGGCUCUACCUCAAAGAUGUGAUCAAUGCUCUUAACGCGAUCAGAGGUCCAGGGAUGGCUAACAUGUACUCAUGGUCAUCAAAGAGGAGCCAUGGGAAACGAUAUGUAUGGAAAGACCUGACAGACGACGACUUGAUACAACCCUGCAAUGAUGAUGGUGACAAUGAUCAAUACAUUCUGCAAGGGUCACCAGUCCCCGAGCUCUUCUCCACAUGGAACUUAACAUCCCCUGCUGACACUCUAACAUCUUCAGCAACAUCCAAAGCAUCCUCCGACGCCUCCAGCUUGAGCGAGGACUUCGAUUCUCCAGUCAUCAGAGGGAAGAGCUUUGGCAGGGGCACCACCACAUAUGUCGAUGCUGAUGUUGAUGCGGAUGUCGAUACUGAUUAUGACGAUCACCAUCGUCGAGGGGACAAGCUGCCACCACCUCGCACCAUGACCAUCUUGACCAAUGAGAUUGAUGAACUGCUAUACUCCGAAUUUCCAUCGCCAAUGGAUGGUGCUGCUGGUGGUGGUGUAGCCAAGAAAGUUGGUGCAAAAGAAGCUUACAACCGCCACAAUGAAACUCUCCGUUCUGCUAUGAUGAGAACUACUAGUGACAGUGUUUCUGCAUCUACGCCUCCUGAGCCAAUAGCCAGAAAGGCUGCUGCGGGGAGAGUUGGAAGGCCAAGGACAGCUGAGCUUCUGUGGACUCUGUUGCGGUGUGGAUCACGAUCCAUGAGGUGAAAAGAGAGAUGGAGAAUGAAGAAGUGGACAGGAUGAAGAUGAACCAGUUAAUGUGUUAACUUGAUGAUCACAAUGACUGUUGAGGGGUUUUUUUAAAUAAGAGAUUGUGAUCAUUGUUCGAAUAAUUACAUGUCUUUGUAAUCUUGAUAUUUGUGAAAGGAGAACUAUUUGCAAGUAAAACAUGUUGUAAAAUAUAAA
Linum tenue is the source of this 1430-nucleotide messenger RNA. Lineage: Eukaryota; Viridiplantae; Streptophyta; Magnoliopsida; Malpighiales; Linaceae. The record is from the annotation of a GenBank genome assembly.